UUAAAGAUUUAUUUAUUUAUUAUAUAUAAGUACACUGUAGCUGUUUUCAGACCACAACAGAAGAGGGCAUCAGAUCUCAUUACAGAUGGUUGUGAGCCACCGUGUGGUUGCUGGGAAUUGAACUCAGGACCUGUGGAAGAGCAGUCAGUCGCUGAGCCAUCUCUCCAGCCCAAGAACGUUGUAUUUUAUGAACUGCAGUGUUCCUAGGGUACAUCAUAGGGCUUUUGCUUUAAUAAGAGCACACAGUUUUAAUUACAGAAAGCAAGGACUUUUGAUAUUUUCCUACUGCUGUCAAAUUAGUAGAUUUUAGGACUGUAUAGCCAGGAUCAUUUUAAAAACUAUUAGUUGAACCAGGCACAGCGAGUAGCACAUGAUUGUAGUCCCAGCACUUGUGGGGUAAGAUCAAGGUCAGUCCCGGCUGCACCUCAGAUUCAAAGUCAGCCAGGGAUAUACCAGCCCUGUCUCAAAAAACCAAAUCAAACCAAUUCAAAACAGCAACAACGAGCAAAUAAAACAACUCAAAAAUUUUUUUUGCUUAGUUAGGUGUGCAUAAUACCAGAAUGUGGAAGACAGAGAUGCGUAUUUCUGUGAGUUCAAGACUAGCCUGUUCUACACAGCGGGUUCCAGGCCAGCCAGGGGUACAAAGUGAGACACUGUCUCAAAAAAGAAAAAAAAAUUCUUGCUUACGUUUCUGAGUUGUUUCAUUUUUUAAAGUAUUAUUAAAAUUUUGCGUGUAAUUAGGACAGAAUUUCCAACUGAUACGGUUCUAAACAUACCUAAACUAAACAAAAUCAAACAUACUUUCAUUUUGAUAAAAAUCAAAACAUCAACUGAAAAAUGCUGAAGACACUCUACGUCCGGUGGUAUCAAAUAUUGUCAAGUGAUCUGUGUGAAAAUUUAAAAAGCGCAUCUUCUCUUUCAUUCCCCAGUUUGCCUUCGCUUUUAAGUAGUGCACUAAAAAAUUGGUGUUUGUUUGUUGAGACAGGGUCUCAGAACUACGUAGACCUGGUUGUCCCGGAACUCAUUAAGUGGACCAGACUGUUCUCUGCACCCGGACAAAGAAUUGUUUUAAGAUAGACGUAAGGUUAUCAGUAAAUGUUUGAUUUGCAUGUGGAAAGAGUUUUCUAGUGGAAAAGGUUUAAGAGUAAGAAAGCUCCACUUUAACUCACUCAGAGCGAGAUCUGAAGGAAAAACCUUACUAGUUUUCAAAAAACCAAAACAAAGGAAGGUUUGACCAAAAGCAGAGCUUUGCGGGCGCAUCACCAGCUGAGGUAAGGCACAGCCUCAAACCUCCCCACAAAAUGACCUUCAGGGAUUAAAAAAAAGGGGUUGGGGAUUUAGCUCAGUGGUAGAGCGCUUGGCCCUGGGUUCGGUCCCCAGCUCCGAAAAAAAAGAACAAAAAAAAAAAAAGAAAGAAAGAAAGAAAGAAGAAAGAAAGAAAGGAAAGAGAGAGAGAGAGAGAGAAAAAGAAAGAAAGGAAGGAAGGAAGGAAGGAAGGAAGAAAGAAAGAAAGAAAGAAAGAAAGAAAGAAAGAAAGAAAGAAAGAAAGAAAGAAAGAAAGAAAGAAAGAAAGAAAGAAAGAAAGAAAGAAAGAAAGAAAGAAAGAAAGAAAGAAAGAAAGAAAGGCCAAGAAGGCAGCUAGCGGCUUCACGGGGAGCUUACCCGGCAGAUCUAACGUUCUGCCUGAAGGCGGAGCCUCUGAAGCUCGACCAAUGAGCGCCCCGUCGCUAUGGUGUUGGCCGCGCCCGUACGGUGUUGGCCCCGCCCCCGGCUCAUCCAAGACUCAGAGCGUACGGGGGUCAUUCGUAGGUUCGCCAUUGAGCGCUUCGCGUACUCUGACUUUCUAGUCAGAUUUUAGGCUCCUUGAAACCAAACCCUGGUUUGACCCAGAGGUCCGUACCUUCGCGGCCUCAGAGAAUUGGCUCCUCCACCUUGGUCUCGAUGGAACGUUCUGGAAUGUACCACAGGCGAGAGGAGCGACACUUGUGCUUUCGUCCAGCAUCACAGACCCUGGAGUGGUGGGACGUUCCGGAAGGUGCCAGCGGAAGGCCACAAAGCGGUGGUGUGGCCCCGCAUCGUCGCCCGUCCCGUGGUUUGUGGCGGACCGUUACCGAAGCCUUACUUUGUUGGAGACUAGCAUGUUGGGGUCAACAUUCAUGCAAACCAGGACUCCUGCCUCUUCCUCCAGCUGUGUCUCUCUGCUUGGGCAGUUGCUUUGAUCCAUGUGGUUCAUCUUUGAGAUUCACUCCUCACAAGUGCCCUCAGCAUGUCAUCAGCAGCAAAAUCCCAAGUGCUGGAGGAGACAGCUCCUGGCUGUGAAGAGGAGCCAAAAGGGAAAACACUUUUCACUUGGGGGUCUCUUUUUGGUCACCGGAGUGAGAAGAUUGUCUUUACUAAAGGUGAUGGCAGCCCAGAGGAGAGCCUGCUUACUGUCACCAUCACGGAGACUACUGUCAUUGAGUCGGACCUCGGCGUGUGGAGUUCAAGAGCUCUCAUCUACCUCACGCUGUGGUUCUUCUUCAGCUUCUGUACUCUGUUCCUCAACAAGUACAUCCUGUCUCUGUUAGAAGGAGAGCCUAGCAUGUUAGGUGCUGUGCAGAUGCUGUCAACGACAUUAAUUGGAUGUGUUAAAAUAUUUGUUCCUUGCUGUUUAUAUCAACACAAAACCCGGCUCUCUUACCCACCCAAUUUCAUCAUGACUAUGCUCUUCGUGGGCCUUAUGAGGUUUGCAACGGUGGUUUUAGGGCUAGUUAGCCUCAAGAACGUGGCAGUGUCCUUUGCUGAGACGGUGAAGAGCUCCGCUCCCAUUUUCACUGUAAUCAUGUCUCGGAUGAUUCUGGGGGAGUACACAGGGCUGCUGGUCAACCUGUCCCUCAUCCCAGUCAUGGGAGGACUAGCGUUAUGCACUGCCACGGAAAUAAGCUUCAACAUCCUGGGGUUUUCAGCUGCACUAUCCACCAACAUUAUGGAUUGUUUGCAGAAUGUUUUUUCAAAAAAGCUUCUCAGUGGGGACAAAUACAGGUUCUCGGCCCCGGAACUGCAAUUCUACACCAGUGCUGCUGCUGUGGCCUUGCUGAUUCCAGCAUGGACCUUCUUCAUGGAUGUCCCUGUGAUUGGUGGGAGUGGGAAGAGCUUCAGCUACAGCCAGGACAUCGUGCUGUUGCUGCUGACAGAUGGCGCCUUGUUUCACCUUCAGAGUGUCACUGCAUAUGCCCUGAUGGGAAAGAUCUCCCCUGUGACUUUCAGUGUCGCCAGUACUGUGAAGCACGCCUUGUCCAUCUGGCUUAGCAUCAUCGUUUUUGGAAACAAAAUCACCAGCCUGUCGGCCAUUGGCACCAUCCUUGUCACAGUGGGUGUCCUGCUCUACAACAAGGCCAGGCAGUAUCAGCAAGAGACUAUGCAGAGUCUGGUCACAGCCACCAGCCAAGGCCCAAACGAUGACACAGAGCCACUGGUUUCCCAAGACUCUAGACAGCACCACUGAUCACCUGAUGUUUGACCAGGUCCAGACUGUCCCUCUGUACUCUGUGCUGGAACAGAGAAGCAAGUGAUGCAGGGCAGGUCUCUUGCUCCUUUCUGGACAUAAAAUGGGGAAUUUGGGACUCAGCUUCUGCCUGAUAGAGCCCUGCAGGAAGAUUCAAAUGACCUGUAGCUCCUCUGGCUGCAUUUGAACCAAUGUCUCUGUGCCCAGCCUACAACUGGGCAAUAUCUCUGUGGGGCCAACUAUGGAAUAAGCACAGGCUCCAGUACCAACGGAAGUUGCUGUCUGCUUGAUGCCAUCCAGGAGACCUAAAUUGUUCUAUGCCCACCACCACCACCACCACCACCACCACCACCACCACCACCACCACCACCACCACCACCACCACCACCACCACAGGCCCUGAAGUCUUUUGGUUCUUGACAGUCUAUGACACAGACAUUCCAGAUGCCAGUGACUCUAGCAUGAGACACAAAACCCCGAGAAACCAGAGUGGCAGACAGAACAGAUAAGUGUCCCCUACGAUGGAGGGACAGUGCUAUGUGAAGGAAAAGUAUCCCCUUCUUGACCUGUGCUACACUGAACUACCCUGUUCCAGGGUUGUUGCCCUGUGUUUCUGCUACCCAUUUGGUGAUUGCCCCACUCUGGGAAGUUGUGUAAAAAUCUCUUGAUUCGAACAGAUGCUCUCGAGUGCUUUUCCAUUUUGAGUAUGAUAAAUGUGAAGCAGGCUGUUCCGAAUGGCACAGUUGUCUGCCCUGUGAAGAUUCCUGUGGAUGAUAGGGAAGUUUUAAAGAGCUUUUGAGUGUUUACAGGUUAUGUUGUAGUUAAAGGGACACUGCCUUUCGACAAAGCAGGUGCCUUCAGAGGUUUCUCGAGUCUCUGCAUGUAAGGUACAUGGAAGACUACACCCACAGCUGGCUCUUCACUGGGGACCAAAUGAUGACUGCCUGAGCUACCAGGUACCCAGAGCUUAAGGUGAAGUGGAGGCCAACAGUGGGGCCUUGGGUGUGAGACACUGAGGUUCUACAUUACUGAACAUUGUGUGAGUCAUGUGUGGGGUGCAGUCUGUUGCCAGCCAGUCUGUAAGACUCUGUCCAUUACAUAUGAGCUGAAGCCACUGGUACUUCUUGUCCAGGUCUUACUGGUCCUUCCUGCUGUAUGUCUUACUGCCCACGGUGCCACUGCUUUCUAAGUUGGCUUCAUACCUGGAAAGUAUGAAAAUAGCCCCUCAAGGAGAUGUUGGGGUGAAAAUGAGCAAUAAUUAUGUCUACAUUUUAUUUACUUGAACAAGUCAUCUGCCAUGAUGAUGGAUCAAAAUGGGGCCUUUUAAUCUAUAAGCCACCUUUUAAAAAAAGCAACCUGUGUUGGACACUGACGAGGUGUCUUUACUGUGCUAUGUAAGGUCACCCACCCCCAUUAUGAAGACGUUCCCUCAUUUGACUUUGUCCAGGUUUCUGCUUCCUUCCAGUGCACGACAGGUGGCAGAUGUUGGAUUAAUCUGUACAGUGGGCCUGUCUACUCAAGACCUGGCUGUGCAGCUGCAGAUACUGAAGAGUGUGUGCUCAUGGAUACUGGUCGGAAGAUCUCUGGCCUCCCACAGACCUUGCCAAAGGAUGCUCAGAGCUCCACGCACUUGGCUUCUUACUAUUUGGAAUUUCUGCCUGUGUCCUAUGUGUAAUUAGGAAAUAGCCUAUUGUGACUUGUUCUAGUCACCCCUCCCCUACACCACCAGACUCAGCCUGUUUUGAUUUUCUAAGUUUUUGGACUAGAAGCAAAAACAAAGAUUUUUCUUAAAGCAAUUUCCUGUAAAGCUGCUUUUCAGACUUGUCUUCACAGGUGGAAAGAUCAUGAACUCUGCCGCUUCCAUUAGCUCUUCCAAGACAUGGCUAGGGUGAGAGUCUUUGAAUGGCCCUGCUUGACCAUUUGUUAUGACCAUUCCAUAACAAUAUUUUUUAAUUAACUUUGUUAGUAUUUCAUAGAAUACUGUGUUCUUCAUGAAUUGUUACUGAUGUACAUGUAGAAAUAUUGGCACCACGUGUCAUUACUUAUCCUGGAUAAUUCCUCCUGAGUCUAUAUCAUUGUCUGGUCUGUUGUAAACAACACUGGAUUGACCUGAGCCAGCCAUCUUCUUACUCACUGCACCCAUGGUUAAAAAGAUAUGCACAUUUCUAAUUUCAAAAAUACUUUAGGGACUAUAGAGACAGACUAAUGGUUAAGAACUAGUAUUAUGUUUCCUGGUGAGGACCCAAGUUCAGUUCCCAAAACUCAUUUAGAGUGCUUCACCAACUGCCUGUAACUCCAGCUUUAGGGAUUCUGAUGCCUCUGGCUGCGCUGGGCAUCUGCAUUCAGGCUUGUGUAUGCAUAUACACAUGCACAACUUAAAAAUAAUGCAUUUGCUGGGUGGUUGUGGUACAUGCCUUUAAUCCCAGCACUUGUGAAGCAGAAGCAGGUGGAUCUCUGUGAGUUUGAGGGCAGUCUGGUCUACAGAGCACGUUCCAGGAUAGCUAGAGUAAUACAGAGAAACCCUGUCUUGAAAAACUAGAUAGAUACACUUUUAAAAAUUUCAUGCUUUGGGGUAUACCUUAGUAGCACAUCACUGGCAUGCAUUAUGGGGCUCUUGAGUUGAUCCCAGCAGCAGACAUUGGAUAGAGGGAUGAAGGGGAGAAAAGCCCCUCCCCCAAACUUCCACUAGUAAAAGACAAGGAAAAAUUUUUUUAAUGUAUUCCUGAUUUCUAUGCAUUGAUGUUUUGCCUGCAUGUGUAUCUGUAUGAGAGUGUUGGAUCCCCUGGAACAGAUAGUUAUGAGCUGCCAUGUGGCUCCUGGGAAUUUCAUUUGGGUCCUCUUGAAGAUCAGCCAUCUUACCAGCUCUUGUUUUGUUUAUUUUUAAACUACGUCAUCAUGGCACAUACAUUAGACUUACAUAGUAAUUCAAGACUAGUUCGGGCUACAUAUUGAGACCAAGUUUCAAAAUAAAUUUUAUUAUUUCUUGAAUACCAGGAUUAUAAUCGUUCCUCAGGUAGUGGUGGUUUACACUUUUAAUCCCAGUACUCAGGAGAUAGAGACAGGUGAUUCUUUGUGAGUUCCAGGCUAGCCUAGUCUACAAAGCCAGUUCUAGGAUUGCCAGGGCCAUGUCUCAAAAAACAAAAUUUGAGAUAAAUAAAAAUGAUGAAUCAGAGGAGAUUAAAUAAUAAAGGUGGGCUGGAGAGAUAGCUCAGCGGUUAAGAGCAUUGACUGCUCUUCCAGAGGUCCUGAGUUCAAUUCCCAGCAACCACAUGGUGGCUCACAAACAAAAAAGUGGGAUGUGAUGCCCAUUUCUGGUGUGUCUAAAGACAGCUACAGUAUACUCAUAUAUAUUAAAUCUUAAAAGAAAAGAAAGAAAAAAGAAUAAAAGCUGCUCAUGGGAUUCAGCCAAGUGAUAUCUUCUUAACAUUGGAAAAGGGUAAAUAAAUAUGUUACUAUGGGAAACCAUGCCAAUGCCUUCUGAGAUUGCAUUUACCUAUGUAACCUAUACUGUCCUUGAAGUCCUUGAACUCUAGACCUUCUAAUUCAACAUUCUUAGUACUGAGAUUACAAGUAUUUCACCACUCCUGACCCCCUCUGCCUUUGAGCAACAAUCUUUUGUUUUUUCUUAACUUGUAAACAUUGACCUCCCCUUCAUCUCUUCAUUACCUCGACCCUUUGGUUCUUGUGCUUGGGAUAGAACUUAAGGCUUCAAGAAUGCAAGCUAGGCUGCUAUUCUUUCUCUGAGAUAUGGCGUCCAGCCUGUUUUCCUAGUUUAUAAAUACCUUUGCUCUCUGCAUGGAUUAGAACAGGACAUACUGAUUGUGGACAAAUAGUACCCACCACAAUUCAAAGUUUAGUAGGUUUUAACUUUGGUGUCUCUGAAGUAUGUUUUCCUGGGGACUCUGAUCCUGACUUUGGUGGCUAUUGAACCCUCCCUGACAUAUCCAAGUUUAGUUUUAAACAAAUCAAGUUGGCAAGUUGUGUGUGGUGUUUUUGUUUGUUUUCACUUUUCAUUUCUGGGUCUUAAACUGCAUAUUAAAUUCACUUGUAAUGUCUGGAUUCAGAGAUAGUUGUGAGUCUGUGUUUACUCAGUGUUGGCGUUUUGGAACAGGCCACAGUUUAGAGUAGUAAGUUGUCUUCGUCAAAGCCAAGUCAUAUUUGCUUUAUACCAAACAAUAUUAGAGAACUAAAACACAUCAUAAAAUGUAUACUGUUUUGUAUUUCACCUCUUUCAGUAUUUAAUUAUAUUAAUGCCUUCUAGAAUUCUGUUAGAUAAUUCAUUGAUUCCUGAAAUAAAUUGGUAUUGUGUAAUUAA
Molecule: messenger RNA, 7799 nt
Organism: Rattus norvegicus (Norway rat)
Lineage: Eukaryota; Metazoa; Chordata; Mammalia; Rodentia; Muridae
Gene: Slc35e2b
Product: solute carrier family 35, member E2B
Cellular component (GO): membrane
Source: RefSeq, a predicted model, not a curated record